Cylindrotheca closterium is the source of this 1188-nucleotide messenger RNA. The record is from the annotation of a GenBank genome assembly. Lineage: Eukaryota; Bacillariophyta; Bacillariophyceae; Bacillariales; Bacillariaceae.
AUGUCAUUAUACCGCAAUAACAACACCAAUCUCUUUACAAACACCAACGUGAAUCGUGGGAUGGGUGAAACGAAGAAUGACGACAGCGUACCCAAGAAUGACGACCACGGUUUUAUUCGGAAAAAUGUUGAAAUGUGGGAAAGUGAGAAGCUGGUUCGGAAACGAGCACGUACUGGAUUGCGUGGAAACAAACUGACAGCACCGUUUGUGAAUAUGUAUGCUGCCCUUCUGGUGUUCGUUUCCCACUUGACCAGUGUCGAAUCGCUUGUAUCGAUCGGCUUGAGCGUUUAUCUGACAAUCUAUGCGUUUCAUCAGAUGGAUAACAAUGAUGCUCUUGAUGGAUCCACCAUGAACUGGGUUUUGUUGUCAUUUGCUGUUAUUACACCUGUUUCAAGUGCCAUUUCCAUGGCAUUCACUCGUCGUGAUAUGGCAUUGAACCAUAUGGCAUGGAUCAAGGCAACACUGAUGCACAUUUAUUCGGCCCACUGUUGUUGGGAUUGGCCAAAGGUUGGGAAGCCUGGUCGCGACCCCGAAUAUGAUUGGCUGGACCAUUGCGACUCUGUACUUGACUCUUCUGUUCAGCUCUCCCAUGAACUUUGUAGAUUGCUGACUCUGCCCACAGCCAGUAGAGCAAGGCACCGAGUGACAUCGUGGGGCCGAAGAGAAGCCGCAAAGACUGAAGAGGUCAUGACGGAGUUUCAUUUGAGUAUAUCAGAUCACAUGUGGAACUUGACGGAACUCUGUGAACGUUUCAAGUAUCAAGGCCUGCCACCAAACGAAGCCACGCGGGUUCGUAACUGGGAACGAAUGGUGUCCGAAAAGAUUGAAAUGCUAUUGGUAAUCAAGAGAUACCGAACGCCACAGGCACUUCGAAGUUUUGGACGUAUCUUUACGACGUUCCUUCCACCAUUUUACGCUCCCUUUUAUGGCCAAAUGGCGAAGGACUUGAAUUCGUUACCCAUGGCCAUUGCCUUUGCUGUCAUCACUGCCAUUGCCUUGACUUCUCUCUUUGAGAGCAUCACACAGUUGGAAGAUCCGUUCGCUAGUUCCGUCCUAUUGGAUAACAUUGAUGUCUCCAGGGAAUUGGAAAAAGACUUGAAGAGGCAGCUUCUGGCGAGAAGGAGCCGCCAUUUCAAAGAUGCUCCACCAUUUCGACCGAAGGAUUCAGUGGAAAGUCAUGACGCCUAG